AUGGCUCAAAGAGUUACUUUCAGAAGAAGAAACCCAUGUAUGUAUUUGACACCACGAAUUUACCAGGAACCAAGGACGUAUUUCAGAGUGUUGGGAGGGAACCAGAGAGAAAGCAUCAAAAGUUGA
Molecule: messenger RNA, 126 nt
Organism: Kuraishia capsulata CBS 1993
Lineage: Eukaryota; Fungi; Ascomycota; Pichiomycetes; Pichiales; Pichiaceae
Exons: 1
Coding region: 1-126 (41 amino acids)
Source: RefSeq, a predicted model, not a curated record